CGGUGCUCCUGGCCGCCGAAGUUCCCUUGUCCGAAAACGGCACUGUGCUGAAUCAAUGAGACUGUGACUUCCGAUACUUCCCGCAAAAACCCUAAACCCUAGUCGAUCAGUAUUUAGUACACCUUGAAUCAGAUAGCAUUUGCGUUUUUGUUCCCAGAGUCGUUAUGGCUUUCGCAGCAGUUCUGAAUGACAUUUCAGAUCAUUCUGAAAGUGAGGAUGAGGAGAUGGUAGGACCCGACGAGCUGGAAGGAGAAGAACUUGGAGAUGAUUCUGGGUCUGCUUCUGAAGAUGCCUCUGAGGACGAUAAUCCUCUUGCUAAUGAUAUCUUCCAAGAAAGUGACGAUGAAGCGGCAGGUACUGCAGAGUUAAGUCAAGACUCGGGUUCGGGUACGGACACUGAUUCAGAUUCUGAUGAUGAUAUUGAGAAAAAGUCAAGAGCUAUUGAUGAAGAAAGGGCGCGAGAAGAAGAAGAUGCAGAAGCUGAAAUGAAGCUCAAUAUUCAAGGAGAAUCUGAUGAGUUUAGAUUGCCGACCAAGGAGGAACUCGAGGAAGAGGCUCUACGUCCACCUGAUCUUCCAAAUCUUCAGAGAAGAAUCAAAGAGAUUGUUCGUGUUCUUUCCAAUUUUAAGGCUUUGAGAGAAGAAGGGUCAACAAGGAAGGAUUACAUUGACCAGCUCAAGAAAGAUAUAUGUUCAUACUAUGGUUACAAUGAGUUUCUUAUCGGGGCUUUGGUGGAGUUGUUCCCAGUUGUUGAACUGAUGGAAUUGAUUGAAGCCUUUGAAAAGCCACGGCCUAUAUGCUUAAGGACUAACACUUUGAAGACCCGCAGACGGGAUUUGGCUGAUGUUUUAAUAAACAGAGGAGUAAACCUAGAUCCUUUGAGUAAAUGGUCAAAGGUUGGGCUUGUUGUGUAUGAUUCUCAAGUACCAAUUGGUGCGACUCCGGAAUAUAUGGCUGGUUUCUAUAUGCUUCAAAGUGCUAGUUCUUUUCUGCCUGUGAUGGCCUUGGCUCCUCAAGAGAAGGAACGAGUUGUUGAUAUGGCAGCUGCACCUGGUGGUAAAACAACUUAUAUUGCUGCUCUUAUGAAGAAUACUGGAAUUAUUUUUGCAAAUGAAAUGAAGGUGCCCCGGCUUAAAUCACUUACUGCAAAUUUGCAUCGCAUGGGAGUGUCAAACACUGUAGUCUGUAACUAUGAUGGAAAGGAGCUCCCCAAGGUUUUGGGUCCCAAUUCUGUCGAUAGGGUGUUAUUGGAUGCCCCUUGCAGUGGUACUGGGGUUAUAUCUAAAGAUGAGUCUGUAAAAACCUCUAAAAAUCUGGAAGAUAUACAGAAAUGUACCCAUCUACAAAAGCAAUUGAUUCUUGCUGCCAUUGACAUGGUGGAUGCUAAUUCAAAAUCUGGGGGUUAUAUUGUUUAUUCCACAUGCUCCAUCAUGGUGGCAGAGAAUGAAGCAGUUGUUGACUAUGCUCUCAAAAAGAGGGAUGUUAAACUGGUGCCAUGUGGUCUUGAUUUUGGGCGUCCUGGGUACAUAAGGUUUAGGGAGCAGCGUUUCCACCCUUCAUUGGAAAAGACAAGGCGUUUCUAUCCUCAUGUUCACAAUAUGGAUGGGUUUUUUGUUGCGAAGUGUAAAGUGUGGUGGCCCAUUAGUCAGAUUGGCUCAAAAUUAUAUUCUUUGGACCUAUAUUUUGUAGUUGAAAAAAUGAGCAACUCAAAGCCAAGUGCAAAACCAUUAGAACCGGCUGAACAGGAGGAAGGUGCCGAGCUCGUGAAGGAAAAGGAGAUUACUACUAAUGGCAAAAAGCAAGAUGCAGAUGGCAAAAAGCAAGAUGCAGAUGCCAAAAGGCAAACUGCAGAUGCCAAGAAACAAACUGCAAAUGGCAAAAUACAGACUGCAAAUGCCAAGAAGCAAACUGCAAAUGGCAAAAUACAAACUGCAAAUGGGGAACAUGCGUCUGAAUCCAAGAAGAGGAAGAAAAGGCAAUUUCCAUCUAGAGAGGAAAUUUCCAAAGCCAGGGAAGAGAAGAGGAGAGCUUUAAGAGAAAAGAAAGGAAAGAAGGCAGGAAACAGAAAGUCUAAAAAUGGGGAUUGACUGACUAUAGGCAACAAGCAGAGCCGAGGUUGUUAUACAUGUUUCUGGAACAGAAAAAUCACUGGUACAAGACCCCAACAAGAUGUGUUUACCAGGCGCUUGCACGUCAUUAAAGCAUAUAUUGGAGCGUGCCCUGAUAAUGUCAGGGUUCAGUUUUGUAGUGUUGUCUUCCCUUUUUUUUUUUUUGGGUGCUGCCUACGGUAUCUUAUUUACAAUAUCAAAAUGUAUAUUGUAGGUUCAAGUGGUGCUCUGGUUUCACAUCUUUAUUCAAUGUUUCGAAUUUGCUGUAAUUUAAAAUUUUGAUUCGUCUUGAAAUAUUCUGUUGAGCUCCAAUUUAUUACUGUUAAUUUUAUGAGAUAUUCCUUUUAGAUUA
This is a messenger RNA of Prosopis cineraria, 2460 nucleotides long. RefSeq names its product 26S rRNA (cytosine-C(5))-methyltransferase NOP2B-like. The record is from RefSeq and is a predicted model, not a curated record. Gene Ontology annotation, biological process: rRNA base methylation; maturation of LSU-rRNA. Lineage: Eukaryota; Viridiplantae; Streptophyta; Magnoliopsida; Fabales; Fabaceae. Bases 165 to 2087 code for a protein of 640 amino acids. Gene Ontology annotation, cellular component: nucleolus. The transcript is spliced from 17 exons. Gene Ontology annotation, molecular function: RNA binding; rRNA (cytosine-C5-)-methyltransferase activity.